AUGGGGAAUGCUGUGUACGUUCGAAAAACGCUAAUGAGUGGACCAUUUCUCCAGAGUCUCCAACAGUUUGCCAAGGAUAGUAUCAAUGAAGAGAUGGUUGAAUUAUUGCAGCCUUAUUUUCAAAUGGAGGAUUAUACUUUUGAGAAUGGCAAAAAAGUCUGUGGUAACGUGGCAGGGCUACUUUCUUGGACCCUGGCCAUGGCAACAUUUUACGGCAUAAACAGAGAUGUAUUGCCUCUUAAGACUAAUUUAGCAAAACAAGAAGGACGCUUAAAAAUAGCCAAUGCAGAAUUGGGGAAGGCACAAUCAUUGCUGGAUGAGAAGCAAGCAGAGCUGGACAAAGUGCAAGCCAAGUUUGAUGCAGCUAUGCAGGAGAAGAUGGACCUCUUGAAUGAUGCUGAAAUGUGCAGGAGAAAAAUGCAGGCUGCCUCUGCCCUUAUCGAUGGCUUGAGUGGAGAGAAAAUCCGGUGGACUCAACAAAGUAAAGAGUUCCGAGCCCAAAUAAAUAGGCUUGUUGGAGAUGUGUUACUUUGCACAGGCUUCCUUUCCUAUUGUGGCCCUUUUAAUCAGAUAUUCCGGAAUCUCUUGCUUAAAGACUUAUGGGAGACAGAGAUGAGAUCACGAAAAAUUCCUUUUACCGAAAAUCUGAAUAUCAUUUCAAUGUUGGUAGAUCCCCCUACGAUCGGCGAGUGGAAUCUGCAAGGGCUUCCAGGAGAUGAACUCUCAGUUCAAAAUGGCAUCAUUGUUACAAAAGCAACCAGAUACCCACUUUUGAUAGAUCCACAAACUCAAGGGAAAACAUGGAUUAAGCAGAAGGAAAAGGACAAUGAAUUACAAGUGACAACUUUGAAUCAUAAAUAUUUCCGUCAGCACUUAGAGGAUGCCCUCUCUCUGGGAAGGCCACUUUUAAUAGAGGAUAUCAGGGAAGAAUUAGACCCUGCCCUUGAUAAUAUAUUAGAAAAGAACUUCAUUAAAUCAGGAUCCGCUUACAAGGUGAAAGUUGGUGAUAAAGAAGUAGAUGUCAUGAAUACGUUUAAACUUUAUAUUACUACAAAAUUGCCCAAUCCUGCCUUCACUCCUGAGAUUAAUGCUAAAACAUCAGUAAUUGAUUUUACUGUUACAAUGAAAGGACUUGAAAAUCAGUUAUUGAAGAGAGUAAUUCUCACAGAGAAACAGGAACUAGAAGCUGAGAGAGUUAAACUCAUGGAAGAUGUGACUUAUAAUAAGAGGAAAAUGAAAGAACUAGAAGAUAACCUCCUUUAUAAAUUAACUACAACUAAAGGGUCUUUGGUGGAUGAUGAAUCACUGAUUGGUGUUUUGAGAACCACUAAACAAACAGCUACAGAGGUAUCUGAAAAACUAGAAGUUGCAGGAGAAACUGAGAAAAAAAUUAACACCGCACAAGAAGAAUAUCGUCCUGCUGCUACACGAGGGAGCAUUCUUUAUUUUCUGAUCACUGAAAUGAGCAUGGUUAAUAUAAUGUAUCAGACUUCCCUAGCCCAGUUUUUAAAACUAUUUGAUCAGUCCAUGGCUAGAUCUGACAAGACUCCAAUUCCACAGAAAAGGAUCACGAAUAUUAUUGAGUACUUGACAUAUGAAACUUUCACAUAUUCUGUUAGAGGCCUAUAUGAAAAUCACAAAUUUCUUUUUACCUUGCUUUUGACAUUAAAAAUUGAUCUUCAGAGGGGCCAGGUCAAACCAAAGGAAUUCCAGGCACUCAUUAAAGGCGGUGCUGCGCUGGAUCUAAAAGCUUGUCCUCCCAAACCAUUCCGUUGGAUUCUAGAUAUGACAUGGCUCAAUCUAGUAGAACUGAGCAAACUACCCCAGUUUUCAGAAAUUAUGAAUCAGAUAUCCCGUAAUGAGAAAGGAUGGAAAAAUUGGUUUGAUAAAGAUGCUCCAGAGGAAGAAACUAUUCCUGAUGGAUAUAGUGAUUCACUAGAUACCUGUCGCAAAUUAUUGCUUAUCAGGUCGUGGUGCCCAGACCGCACACUUUCUCAGGCCAGAAAGUAUAUUGCAGAUUCCUUGAGUGAGAAGUAUACAGAACCUGUCAUCUUAAAUUUAGAGAAAACAUGGGAAGAAAGUGAUAAAAGGACACCUCUCAUUUGCUUCUUGUCUAUGGGAUCUGACCCAACGAAUCAAAUUGAUGCAUUGGCUAGAAAACUUAAAUUGGAAAACAGAGCUAUAUCCAUGGGUCAGGGACAAGAAGUUCAUGCACGCAAACUAAUCCAGGUCUCAAUGGUACAGGGUGGCUGGGUGUUACUUCAGAAUUGUCAUCUAGGUCUAGAAUUUAUGGAAGAACUUUUGGAGACAAUGCUGACUGCUGAUAUUCCCGAUGACACCUUCCGAGUUUGGAUAACCACUGAACCACAUGAUCGAUUUCCAAUCACUUUGCUGCAGACUUCAAUAAAAUUCACCAAUGAACCUCCACAAGGUGUACGAGCUGGUUUGAAGAGAACGUUUUCUGGGAUAAAUCAAGACUUGCUUGAUGUCAGCAAUAUGCCUAUGUGGAAACCUCUUCUGUACACAGUGGCCUUCUUGCACUCCACAGUUCAGGAAAGACGAAAAUUUGGUCCUUUGGGCUGGAAUAUUCCCUAUGAAUUCAAUUCUGCAGACUUCACAGCCAGUGUUCAAUUUAUACAGAAUCAUUUGGAUGAAUGUGACAUUAAGAAAGGGAUAUCUUGGAGCACAGUCCGAUACAUGAUUGGAGAAGUACAGUAUGGAGGCAGAGUUACUGAUGAUUAUGAUAAGCGCCUUCUUAACUGCUUUGCAAGGGUCUGGUUCAGUGAGAAGAUGUUUGAAAACACUUUCUGUUUUUAUAGUGGAUAUAAAAUCCCAGUUUGCAAAACUCUUGAGCAAUAUCAAGACCACAUUUCAACUCUCCCUGCCAUGGAUAGUCCUGAAGUCUUUGGUCUCCACCCUAAUGCAGACAUAACAUACCAGAGUAACACAGCAGCUGAUGUCUUGAACACUAUAACCAAUAUUCAACCAAAGGAAAGUGGAGGUGGAGUAGGAGAAACUCGAGAAGCUAUUGUGUAUAGACUAGCUGAAGAUAUGCUUGAGAAAUUGCCCCCUGAUUAUAUACCCCAUGAGGUAAAAGCUCGUUUGAUUAAAAUGGGCCAUCUUAAUUCUAUGAACAUUUUUCUUCGCCAAGAAAUUGACCGAAUGCAAAAAGUUAUCAAAAUAGUCCGAAACAGCCUUGUUGACCUUAAACUAGCCAUAGAAGGAACUAUUAUUAUGAGUGAGAACCUAAGAGACGCUCUUGAUAACAUGUACGAUGCUCGAAUUCCUCAGCUCUGGAAGCGUGUAUCAUGGGAUUCUUCUACCCUGGGUUUCUGGUUUACUGAACUUUUAGAAAGAAAUUCCCAAUUCCGUGUUUGGAUCUUUGAAGGAAGACCACAUGUAUUUUGGAUGACUGGAUUUUUUAAUCCUCAGGGCUUUCUAACAGCUAUGAGACAAGAGGUUACAAGAGCACAUAAAGGCUGGGCUUUGGAUACAGUGACCAUCCAUAAUGAAGUGCUGAAACAGGUCAAAGAAGAGAUCACUGCACCCCCCCCUGAAGGGGUUUAUAUCUAUGGAUUAUACUUGGAUGGAGCUGGCUGGGAUAGACGUAAUAAUAAGCUUACUGAAUCUACAGCAAAGAUUCUUUUCACUUUACUUCCUGUUGUACAUAUAUUUGCAAUUAACACAACAGGCCCAAGAGAUCCUAAACUCUACGUUUGUCCCAUUUAUAAAAAGCCAAGAAGAACAGAUUUGACCUAUAUCACUGCAAUCUACCUAAGAACAACUGUAUCUCCUGAUCAUUGGAUACUGAGAGGAGUAGCUCUUCUGUGUGACAUUAAAUAA
Messenger RNA from Thamnophis sirtalis, 3843 nucleotides. The record is from RefSeq and is a predicted model, not a curated record. Lineage: Eukaryota; Metazoa; Chordata; Lepidosauria; Squamata; Natricidae.